ACCGAUUCCACACACAGUUUUGUCGAUCCAAGUCUCCACACAUCUAACGACCGUCUCAUUCGGCAUACAUACACAGCAUCCGCGUCAGAUCUGAAUUCAUGAUACCAAUCUUUCAAGUCGACGACUUAUAACAAUCAUCGCUUUUGGUCUCCUCUUUCGAAUCAUUCGCUUCACGAUAUCAUUCGAUUUGGUCCUCUUGACCAUCACUUGAUCCAUUCAUUCAGAUCAACAUUAUUAUUUAGCAUCCAAUGGAUAAUUCUACGUCAGCCCUCUCCGAGGAAAUGAAAAAGCACGAUGCCGUUCAAGUCGCGAUGAUGGAGGAAUGCUUGAUUCUUGUCGAUCAGGAAGAUAAUCCGAUUGGAGUAGAAAGUAAAAAGACAUGUCAUCUAAUGGCUAACAUCUUGCCACCUCGCUCAUUACUUCAUCGGGCGUUCUCUUGUUUCUUGUUUCGCCCAUCGGAUGGAAAAUUAUUAUUACAAAAACGAGCAAGUGAAAAGAUUACCUUUCCAGACCUUUGGACCAACACAUGUUGUAGUCACCCACUUGCUACCAAAGAUGAGAUGGAAAUAGCUGAUCACAUUGGUAUCAGACGUGCUGCGCAAAGAAAACUUGAACACGAAUUAGGCAUCCAAGCUAGUCAAGUCCCCUUGUCAGACUUUGUCUUCCUUACCCGGAUUCACUAUUUGGCACCUAGUGAUGGUCUAUGGGGUGAACAUGAAAUCGAUUACAUCUUUUUCAUCACUGCUGAAGUAGACUUGGAAGUUAAUCCUAAUGAAUGCUCCGACGUCGCUUGGGUCUCUCAAUCUGAACUUCAGGAUAUGUUAAAUGAACCAAAUAAUGCCUUCACGCCUUGGUUCAAGUUGAUCGUCGACCGUUUCCUUUUCCCGUGGUGGAAAGUACUUUUGGAGCGAUCAACCGAUAGCCCAGUUGAUGCUCGAGCUCUGGCUGACGUACAUGACAAGAUCAUCCAUCGAAUGAAUGAAGCCAAGGAGGCAGAUGUGAUUGUCAAUCACUCCGAUGAAAAAUGUCCUCUUGAUGUGGCCCCUUCUGCAACGUCUGUUGCUGUUUAAUAACCGUCAAAAAACUUGUGGAGAACAUCAUGACACUUUGCUCAAAAAGUCAAUGGCCACUUGAAUAAAGAAACACGAAGCUAACACAGAUUCGAAGCACUAGCAUUUAUCUCCAAACAUAAUUUGUAUAUGAAUACGCAAUCCGUGAUAAUUCACAUGUUGGCUAUAGUGAUCUCUUCUUGUAUACACGUCAUCUAUAUAUGUAUACGGACAACAUGCAUAUUCAGCUAUCGUGUAAUCAAAAGAGGAUCAUACUUUGCUUCUUU
Molecule: messenger RNA, 1336 nt
Organism: Melampsora larici-populina 98AG31
Lineage: Eukaryota; Fungi; Basidiomycota; Pucciniomycetes; Pucciniales; Melampsoraceae
Exons: 6
Coding region: 249-1070 (273 amino acids)
Biological process (GO): isopentenyl diphosphate biosynthetic process; isoprenoid biosynthetic process
Cellular component (GO): cytoplasm
Molecular function (GO): isopentenyl-diphosphate delta-isomerase activity
Source: RefSeq, a predicted model, not a curated record